UGUUAUCCGAGGUUUAUCUCCUGUUUAUUUUCGAUCGACCCAGACUGAAAAUCUGCGAGUGAAAUCAUGGCAGCCAGAAAGGUUCCCGUUAUUCCUCUCCCAGGAACCAAUGGUUAUCCGAUGAUAGGGCUUGGAACAUUUACUAUCUUUGAGAGACGAGGAAGUAACGACGAGGUGAAAGAAGCCGUGAAGUGCGCCAUUGACUGUGGGUAUAGGAGUCUGGACUGCGCCCUGGUCUACCAGAACGAGUCGUCCGUAGGUCAAGCCGUGGCCGACAAAAUCAGGGACGGCGUGGUCAAGAGGGAGGAUUUGUUUAUCACAACCAAGCUCUGGGACACUCACCAUAACCCGGCGAAUAUCCGGGAGAACUGUAUGAAGUCUCUGAACAAUCUGAAGUGUGGUUACAUCGACCUCUAUCUCAUACACUGGCCAUUCGGUUUCGAGGAUGGAGACGAGUAUUUUCCGAUGGGAGACGAUGGAAAGGCCAGGUUUUCUGACCAUGAUUAUGUUGAUGUCUGGAAGGGUAUGGAGAAGUUGGUAGAUGAAGGUUUGGUAAAAUCCAUUGGCUUGUCAAACUUCAACGAAAGUCAGAUUGAGCGUGUAAUUAAGAAUUGUCGCAUCAAACCUAGCAACCUACAGAUUGAGGUCCAUCCUUACUUCUCGAACAAAAAACUGGUCGAUUUCUGUACUGCCAACGGAAUCACGGUGACGGCCUACGCGCCGCUUGGGAACCCGAACAGAACAUGGGCUGGAGAUAAAGAUCCCGUCGUAUUUGAUGAACCAAUCCUAAAAGAAAUCGCGGAAAGAAAGAAGAAGUCCAUAGCGCAAGUUUGCCUUAGGUUUCUGCUGCAGCGGAACAUUGUUGUCAUUCCAAAGAGCGUCAAUCCCCAAAGAAUCAAAGAGAAUAUUGACAUUUUAGAUUUUGAGUUAUCUGACGAGGAAAUGAAAGCCAUCUGGUCAUUAGAUAGCGGAAAGCGGUUUUACAUAGAACCAAUUGCAAAAACCCACAAAUAUUAUCCAUUUGACGACGUAAAAUAGAUUGGUGCAGAUGAAUUCAUACACUGUAGAGAAUUCUUUACUUAACAUGUAUUGAAUGAUUAAAAUUAUUUCAAAAUA
Magallana angulata is the source of this 1116-nucleotide messenger RNA. RefSeq names its product aldo-keto reductase family 1 member B1-like. Bases 67 to 1038 code for a protein of 323 amino acids. Gene Ontology annotation, molecular function: aldose reductase (NADPH) activity. The record is from RefSeq and is a predicted model, not a curated record. Gene Ontology annotation, cellular component: cytosol. The transcript is spliced from 10 exons. NCBI's taxonomy places the organism in Eukaryota, Metazoa, Mollusca, Bivalvia, Ostreida, Ostreidae.